Messenger RNA from Arachis ipaensis, 1219 nucleotides. Lineage: Eukaryota; Viridiplantae; Streptophyta; Magnoliopsida; Fabales; Fabaceae. The record is from RefSeq and is a predicted model, not a curated record.
CUCUUUGAAAUGAGUGUGACACAGAGAAAUUUAAUUUAGAGAGCAAAGUAGCUUCUUCUUCUUCCCCACUUCACACAAGGGAAUUUUUGAAUUGAGAGAUUUUAAUUAAUUAUUCCAAAACCAACAUUCAACCAUGCCACACAGUCCUUUAGUUUUCACCUUUGGAAUUCUAGGUAGAGUAUGCAAGAAGAAAUCAACAGAAGGAUUCCAAUCAAUUCCAUAUGUGGCAGCACUCUUCAGUGCAAUGCUUUGGAUCUUCUAUGCCUAUGUCAAAACCGGAGAAACUCUUCUUAUCACAAUCAAUGCAUUUGGUUGUGUCAUUGAGACUAUUUACCUUGCCAUUUUCAUCACUUACUGCCCCAAGAAAGUUAGGAUGUCCACAUUGAGAAUGAUUCUAUUAUUGAACUUUGGAGGAUUUUGCACAAUUGUUCUAUUAACACAUAUCCUAGCAAAAGGAGCAAACCGUCUCAAGCUUCUUGGAUGGAUUUGUGUUGUCUUUGCCACUAGUGUUUUUGCAGCACCUUUGAUCAUCAUUAGGACGGUUAUCCGAACCAAAAGCGUGGAGUUCCUUCCUUUUCCUCUUUCUCUUCUUCUUUUUAUUAGCGCAAUCAUGUGGCUAUUGUACGGCAUCUUCCUCAAAGACAUUUACGUUACGCUCCCGAACAUUGUGGGGUUAACAUUUGGAACGGUUCAAAUGGUUCUCUAUGCAAUGUAUCGAAAUAAAAAACCGGUUCAAGAUGAGAAGCUACCAGAACACAAAGCUGCCGACAUUGAAAACAACAUCGAAGAAAGCGUCGAAGACGAGAAGAAAAAGCAGAAGGAGGAGAAAAAACGCGAUAUUGAGAAAAUAGAAGUAAUAGUAAAAAACAUAGAAAUGAAAGAAACAAAAGAAGAAAAAGAAGAAGAGAAGAAUGAAGAUUCGUCUUCACAAAAAGAAAACAACCAAACAGAAGUUAAGGACAAGAAUGACAACAAUAACAACAAGUCAUGAAGUGAAUAGUAUAGAGAGUUUGGAAUUAUUAAGGGUGCCUCUAGCUUCAAUAUGAUUAAGAUCUUCUUCUUCUUCUCUAUGAUGAUGAUGAUGAUGAUGAUGAUGAUCUCUCUCAUCUAUGUUCUUUUCUUGUUGUGGGGUUCUUCAAUUUACGUGUAAAAUUGUGAAACGCUUAAAACAAAAUUAAAAGCUAAGGGGUAGUAUGGGACUAUAUGCCUCUUGUAGAUA